CUGAGUCAAUCUCGCGAGAUUUGGGGGCCGGACUGAGCGCCACGUCGGUUAGACAGGAAAGGAGACAGAGAGCAUCAGAUGACUUGCAGCCUGCAAGCAGAUAAAAAUACAGAAAUAUAAAGUUGUCCAGGGCGCUAACACGCUCCACAGCCGGUGAGAUGAGGGCCCUUGUUGUUUCUGUGCUGCUGCUGAUGUUCGGUUUGACAGCGUGGUCAUGUGAACAUGGACACCAUCACGGCCAUCACCACGGGCACCAUCACCACGGCCAUCACCAUGGGCACCAUCACCACGGGCACCAUCAUGACCAUCACCAGGAGGACCAACACGGUGAUGUGAAGAUGUUUCACGGCGCGAGUAAAUGGAGCGCCGAAGCAAAUCUGCCUGCUGAGGAGGAGGAGCUUCACCAUGGGCACGCCCAUUACGAGUUGCAUCAUGAACAUGACUAUGCAGCUGAUGAUGGAGAUGGCCAUGCCCAUGCCCACGAUCACGGACAUGCCCACGAUCACGGACACGCCCACGAUCACGGACGCCACGAUCACGGACACGCUCACGAUCACGGACAUGCUCACGAUCACGCCCACGAUCACGGACACGCCCACGAUCACGGACACGCUCACGAUCACGGACACGCUCACGAUCACGGACAUGCCCACGAUCACACCCACGAUCACGGACACGCCCACGAUCAUGGACAUGCUCACGGACACGGCCACGCCUACAGUCCUGGCAUGCACGAGUUUCAGGCUGGGAGUCGGGACACUGUAGAGUUAUGGAUGCAGGCGGUGGGAGCGACGUUGCUGAUCAGCGCCGCACCCUUCCUCAUCCUCUUCCUCAUCCCGGUGCAGUCAAACUCGGAUCAGCACCAGAACCUGCUGAAGAUUCUGCUGAGCUUUGCUUCAGGGGGGCUGCUUGGGGACGCAUUCCUGCACCUCAUCCCUCACGCACUGGCUCCUCAUUCUCACCAUGGCAACGAGGACCAAUCAGACAACGCCGAGGAGUCACACGGUCAUUCUCACGGUGUAGCACAUGAUCACAUGAUGUCAGUGGGUCUGUGGGUUCUCGGAGGCAUCAUGGCGUUCCUGGUGGUGGAGAAGUUUGUGCGUUUGCUGAAAGGAGGACAUUCCCACUCUCACUCCCACGCUGCUCCCAAAUGCAAGGACAGCGAUGGGGAGGAGGAGAAGGAGGAGAAGAAGAAGAAGGAAGGAGUGAAGAAAGACCAAAAAAAGGACAAGGAGGUGAAGAAAGCGAAAGAGGACAGCUCGGAUAUUAAAGUAUCAGGGUAUCUGAACCUGGCUGCUGAUUUCACCCACAACUUCACCGACGGUCUGGCCAUCGGCGCCUCUUUCCUGGUGGGUCCCGCCGUCGGCGUGGUAACCACCAUCACCAUCCUCCUGCACGAGGUGCCACAUGAGAUCGGGGACUUCGCCAUCCUCGUCCAAUCAGGAUGCACCAAGAAGAAGGCCAUGUGCCUCCAGCUCCUCACGGCCAUCGGAGCACUAGCCGGCACCGCCUGCUCCCUAUUGGCCGAGGGAGUGGGUGCGGCCGCCACCGCCUGGAUCCUUCCCUUCACAGCUGGCGGCUUCGUCUACAUCGCCACGGUGACGGUGCUGCCGGAGCUGCUGAGCGGGCGUGCGAGUUUGGGUCAGUCGGUGCUGGAGGUCGUAGCCAUGCUGUUCGGCGUGGGGAUGAUGGUGAUCAUCGCCGAGUACGAGUGAGACGCCGAGAGAGAGACAGACGCAGGUCUUCAGAGACUCAGGGGACGAUAAACAGAAAACGAGACGUGUAAAUGUGUGAUUGUGAUUAACAGACGAGUGUGUGUGAGGGGGGUAAGAGUGUGUGUUGGGGGGUGGUGGUGGUGUAAGAGUUUGUAACUGAGUGUACGAUUGAGUGAGGAAGCGAUUGAGAGUCUGGGGCCUUUGUAAUAGAAGUGCACUAAAAAGAAAAAAAAAUCCAAAGUCCAUUUGACGUCACGUGCUGACCGGAUCCAUACCACUGCACAUCUUAACUUCCUUCUGAACAAGAGGCCCAUUUCCUGUCAGCUCAGAUCACACACACACACACAUUUACACUUCCUUAUUUUCUUUUUAUUAAUACCUAACCAAUGCACAAUUACAGUUGAAAGAAUUGAAAGUAAUGAUUUUUGUUUGUUUUUGACACGGCGUGAUUCUGUGCUGCUCUCUGGAAGGUGGAACGUCUCGCUGGCUCGUAUCAAACCUGCAUCUCCAUAUUCGUGCCCUAGAUAGGGGUAAAAUGCGCACUGCCAAUUCUGUAGAAGUGUACUGCACUUUUUCCUUGUUUUUGUUCCUCCCAAAAGCAGGUCUUUUUUUAUUUUGUUUCUGGAGUUUUAAUAUUUUUUUUUUACCUUGGAUAUGAUAGCUACAAAACCCCAGAAAGCAGGUUUUAGUUGUUUAGUUAGAAUCCUGUACGUAAGCUAGUUUUCAGUUACGCAGGAAACGAGCGAGUGUAUGAGCGUCGUGCUGUAGCGCUUCUCCUGAUUUUCCACGUCAUUGACUCCCACUGUAGCAAAAAGACGAGGAAAGAAUAUCAACCUACCAAACCGAAUAGCAGGCGGCCCGAUCCCGAACGAGCAAAGGGGUUUCACGCUAGAAGAAAUUUCUUCUCCGACCUGCUGUGACGGUGACGUCUCGUGUAAAAAAGCAGCGUGUCUUUUGCCAUUGAUUUUAUAAUGUUUUAAAGCCGAGUUUUAGGAAACGGGAUGAGGGUGAGACCCAGUGCUAAUUCCUCCAUCUUGGAUUUUCUGAAGAGGUCACGCCAUAACACGUCGAUCUGUGCUGUUGCUCUGACAUGUGUAGCCUCUCAUCACGUGGUAAAUUAGCGUAUCAGAGCCAUCUAGCUCACUAAUAUGGAUAUUGGUCACAUCCUCCAUUGCGAGGUUUUCUGGAAAGUUUGGUACGAGCCAGUAGAUGCAGUACGGCCUAGCGCACAUGUAAUAGUGACGAUGUAGCAUCAGGGUUUAGCGUGACCAUGACUUGAGAAUUACACUUAUGUUUUUUCCCCAAUUUUGAGAGCUAGACUGCUUCAGAGACACAGUAAUCUCUUGGCGUUUUCUUCUUCAUUUUAGCCAUUUUGAUGUUACUUGCUCUGUUUGUUAAAGUUCUUUGCAGUUACUGAACUCUGUUGUUUUUUGGCGUCUGUACCGAGAAUCAGUUCUAAAAUGUUUAACGUCCAACACGCACUACAUGGUUAUCGGGGAGACUUAAAUAUUGGCACCCUACCGCACCGUUUCAGGGCGUAUUAUCGCGCUGUCAUGUCGAUUCGUGUCUAAGCCAUUAUCUCGGUCCAUGAAACUGUCACAAAUACUGUAUUCCAUUACACUACCUUAGCGAACUGACCUUUAGCUAACUGAGCUAGCAUGUUCCAUAUGCUACCAGUCACGUCACGAAACGUUGGCUAGCUUACUGACGACGUCUCCUAGAUAAUAUAGUGGUGCCUUUUUAUAACUGUUGCAAUAGAAAUGUUAGACCUGAUGAUCGCCUCAAUGCCUACAUGCAGUCUAGUGUCUGAUUUCUUUUUCUACUUUGCUCGUUUUUCGUUGUGUCUAACUGUAGUUUCAUUCUGUCACAAAUGUCUCCAAAUCAUUCCCUCCAUGUUUAUUUUUUUAUUGCUCUAUAAAGUGGAUGAAGAUCA
Molecule: messenger RNA, 3648 nt
Organism: Silurus meridionalis
Lineage: Eukaryota; Metazoa; Chordata; Actinopteri; Siluriformes; Siluridae
Gene: slc39a7
Product: solute carrier family 39 member 7
Biological process (GO): intracellular zinc ion homeostasis; zinc ion transmembrane transport
Cellular component (GO): membrane
Molecular function (GO): zinc ion transmembrane transporter activity
Source: RefSeq, a predicted model, not a curated record